Molecule: messenger RNA, 988 nt
Organism: Cotesia glomerata
Lineage: Eukaryota; Metazoa; Arthropoda; Insecta; Hymenoptera; Braconidae
Exons: 2
Coding region: 560-988 (142 amino acids)
Source: RefSeq, a predicted model, not a curated record
AUUAUUAAAUCAACAAUCAAAUAAUUAAUACAUUAUCACAGGCACAAUUAUUUCCAUUUAAAAUAACGCACGAUAAUAAUUUUUCAUAAAAUUUUUUUAAUCUAAAACAAACUAAAUUAGUUAAUAGAGAAAAUGAAAUCCGGAAAUAAUGAAUAACUCACUCCUCUUGCCUCGACAAUAUUAAUAACUAUUUGUAAAUGUUAUAAUUAAUAAGAGAAAAGAGUGCAUUUAUUCGGGUUUCAAAAAAAAAAAAAAUUGUAAAUACGAAUACAUAUAUCUUAGAAAAGAGAACCUAAUUAUUCCAUCAAAUUAAAAGUAUGUUAAUGUAAGAUAAAAGUAUAUGAAUGAUGUCAUCAUAUUCGUAAACGAAUACUGAAUCAUAAAGAAAAUAUAUUUGUAAAAAAAUAUCAAUAAAAAAAAAUUUGUAAUCAGAAUUAUCAGACUUAAAAUUUAAAUACAAACUUUAUAUUAAGUGACCGGCUUUUGUUUAUUAGUCUUGAGAAAUUCAUUAUAAAUUUCAAAGUCAAAUUUUGUCAAUCAAAAUUUUUUAUUAUAAAAAAUGAAUAAAAAUACAAAAAAACCGUGCUAUCCAGAGUUUUCUACCGGUAAUGGAACCGCAGUCGCUGAAGCACUUGAUAAUUGGGGAUUUUCCAAUGGCAGAACUCUUGAAGGUGGCAUCAGUCGUAUGAAAAAAAUAUUUAAUGAAAUGGAUAAAUUAAAAACAAACAAAGGUAACAUGCAAGUAGUCUACUCUCGUAGAAACGACCCGGAGGCUUGGCAGUACCCUCCAAGUUCUUCCGAAUGUAAACCAGCCUGGCAUUUUCCGGAAAAACGUCCUCUUAUAACUUUUAACUCUACUGCUGAAGUAAUUUAUGUGUCUAGCUUGUCUUCAGUUAAGCAGGAACUUGCUAAUCCAGCUCCUGGGAGAGAAUAUCGCGCUAUAGUACUGUUAGAUUUAUUGUUAAUAAUUACAUGUACUAUAAAAUAA